AAAGCAACACCAUGAACAUCUCUCUUAAUCCUAUGCUCCAACCCCUGGCGGCCACAUCAGCCUUCUUCUCCACUCCAUCACCCAUCCAAGAUGAUCCUGGCAGCGCUCGAUCGUCACAACAGCAGUUCAUGGGAAUGUCUAGCUCGUCACAAAGCCCACCGGGAACCCUGGAUCCCCGGCAGCAAGUAUUUCGCUCAGACAGCAUCGACACGGACUUCAAACCUGUAGGGUUGGAUGGCAGUGAGAAGGGCAAGAGUAAACAGGGGUCUAACCUCAAGCGAAAACGUGACACCGAUCCAGGUCCCAUUGCUUCACCAACUGUAGCCACAAAUGGAAGUGCCAUCAGCAAUGACUCAGCUGACCAUCCAAAGCGGAAAAAAGCAAACAGAGCUUGUUUUGCUUGUCAGAAAGCGCACUUGACAUGUGACGACUCCCGACCAUGUCAACGAUGUAUCAAGAAGGGCUGCGCAGAUCAGUGCGUCGAAGGGCACCGUAAAAAGGCGAAAUAUUUAUUGGAGGAUGAAGAGCUCGAAGCGCUCAAGAAAGCUAAGCAAGAGAAGAAUGGACACUCAGGCACUGGCGACGACGAAAAUCCAUUCUCAAAUAACAUGUUCGGCGACUCACUAUUCAACGUACACCUCGAUCCAUCCCUUUCGUUCGCUUCGGAUCAUGCUUCUCUCGAGUACAACGUCCUUUCUCAGAUACUCGGCAGCACCGGUGUCUCACCUCCGGAUCAUCAAGCCUUCCGUGCCCAAGGACAGCAAAAUCAAGCACAAUUGAAUGGCUACACCGCAGAUCAGUCGAAUUAUCAGAUCACUUGGCCGGGUCUUGUUCAACCCCAGGCGUCGACACCACAAGAAAUGGAAUUGCAGCAGGGUCAGGACGGCGCACAUACUAUGUUCCAGCAAGCAUACGGCAUGCAACCCCAGCCGCAAUCCAUGUUCCCAGCAUCACAGCAGACGAACGGCUAUAUGCCCAACGUUCUUUCGGCUCCGUUAAAUGGCACAUUACGACUUGGUCCACCUUCUCCACCGGCGUCUAACGGGUCUCCGUCCUCUGGACAUGUGGGAACCGCCGGAAAUGUCGGUACCGUUGUACAGCCAACGCAAAAUGCGUUUGCGCCGACCCACCUACCUCUAUCAGUGGAUGCUGCAGACGUGUAUCAAAGAGUGACCACGAGUUAUGACUACACGGAGGGCUAUCAUUUCUUGAUGAAGUUCUUGACCGAACGGUUUGACAAGAAUGAUAUCCUCCGCGUUGUCCGAGCAUUAGCAAUUUUCAGACCUUCUCUGAUCGCGUUGCAAAUGCCGUUGAGCGAAGAAGACGAAGUCUUCGUAGAGAAGUCUUUCCAGCGAACACUUAUCGAACUGGACAAGCUCAUUUCAUAUAGUGGAACGCCAACGGUCGUGUGGCGGCGGACAGGCGAAAUCUGUCUUGUCGGUGUCGAAUUCUGCGUUUUGACCGAGUGGAGGAAGGAGGAGCUGCUUUCAGGCAAAAAGUUCAUCUACGAGCUAUUUGAAAAUCAGUCCGUAGUGGAGUACUGGGAGAAGUUUGCCAGUCAUGCGUUUGAGAACUCAUCCCAAUCCGUCUACACCCACUGCGUGCUCGUCAAAGCCGACGGUUCCCCUUUGCCCUGCGCUUUCUGCUUUUCGAUCCGAAGAGACAUCUUUGCCCUGCCGAGCGUGGUCAUUGGCCAGUGGUUACCCUUGCUCUAACCCUGCUACAUCCCUUUCCCUUCCCUUCGCUUUCUUUCCCCACAUUGCCCGUGCCCCACACCCGAUCCCCGCCGCAACCCGCCUUUUCCCCACAGAACCCUACCCUACCCUUAUCCGCCCCAUUCCUGUCCACUUCCCCUUUCCCCUUCCUUCUUGCCGAAAUCCCCCGCGGCGGUCUCCUCCCACAUCGGAUAUUGGAUAAAUCCAUGCCUUUCCCAAGCCUCCAAACACCGGAGGACGGAGGGAUCUGUAAUAGCCCUUAAAGAGCCUGUACUUGUACCCAAAUUGAAUAUCAAUCUAAC
Molecule: messenger RNA, 2017 nt
Organism: Dacryopinax primogenitus
Lineage: Eukaryota; Fungi; Basidiomycota; Dacrymycetes; Dacrymycetales; Dacrymycetaceae
Exons: 7
Coding region: 135-1715 (526 amino acids)
Biological process (GO): regulation of DNA-templated transcription; cellular response to starvation
Cellular component (GO): nucleus
Molecular function (GO): zinc ion binding; DNA-binding transcription factor activity, RNA polymerase II-specific; RNA polymerase II transcription regulatory region sequence-specific DNA binding
Source: RefSeq, a predicted model, not a curated record